AUGACUUCAAAUUCACCACAAUUUAAUGAUUUCUUUUCAGAAAAUAAUUUUUAUUCCGCCCCAAAUACUCAACAUAGUUCAAAUCAUAUAAAUACUUUAAAAAAUACUAUUCAAGUUCCAAAUUCUAUAAGUCUGAAAAGUAUAAAAGAUGGAUUAAAUGAGAAUAAUGUUAGUGGCAAUAAAACUCAAAAUCGAACUAGUCGAACUUCAAUUAUUAAAUCAUCGCCUAGUUUAAAAGCUUUGGAAAGUAUAUUAAAUGAAAAGAAUAAAAAAUGGAAACCAAAUUCAAUAUUGGAAGAAGAUGAAGAAGAUGAGGAAAGAGAUAAUUUUGAUUCUGUAUUACAUAAAAAAUAUAAUUAUGAUAAACCUUUACCAGUGAAUUAUAAGAAUCAAAAUAAUACAUCAGAUACCUUAACUACUUUUCAAUCAUAUGAAACUGCAAACGAAUCAAUGGAACAUGCAACAACACAAAUUCAAUCAAAUUCUCAAAAACAAUCCAAACAAAAUAAUAAUUCUCAUAAACAUAACAAAUCAUUGACAUCAUCUAUCAGUGUAACUGGAAGUGGAUAUAGUACUGAUGAUACUCCUGUUUUAGAACAACCUCCUACUUUUCAAAAUUAUAUACCACAUAAUGUUGAAUCACCACAAUUAAAAGUUAUUGAAACUGGAAAAAUUACAUCCAAAGACAAUACUUUAAUUGAUGAUAGUGUUACCACUGAAUCAAACAUAAACAAUGUUAGUAAACCGAGUGGUGAUGAUAGUGAAGAAACUAUACGAUUAGUUGAAAAUUCAAGAGUUAAAAAUAGUAACUCUAAGAAUAAUAACUCAGUAUCGGAUUUAAAACUCAAAAAUGAGAAAAAUAAUAAAAAUAAUUUUUACGAAUCAAUUAAUAAUUAUAGUAAUUCCACUACAAAUAAUAAUUCCAAAAAAAGGGAUAAUAAUAACUUGAAGUCAAAUUCAACUUAUUCAUAUACUAGUAGGCCAUUUUCACUGAACGUAUCAGCCCCACUUGAUAAAUCAUUACCAACAUUACCAACAACUACAUCACAAACAACUCAGAUCAAUGGUAUGAAUAAAUCAAUGGAGAAUGGAUCUAAAUCAAAAAGUAUGCUUUCAUUUAUACCUACUUUGAAAGAUGAUCCACACCAAAUAAUUUCAAAAUCACCACAACAAAAAUCACCACAUCAAAGAUCUAAUUCAAAUUUUUCAUUAAAUACAAUGAAAAAUGAGACUCCAAAAUUAAAACAUAAAAGAUCAGCUACAUUGGAUGAUUUAAAUAAAGUAGCUCAACAAGAAUCACGACAAAUUGUACAACCAGAAAAGAAAAAAUUUAGUUUCAAAUCACUUUUUAAAUCAAAGUCCAAGAACCAUUCAUUGAAUAAAUCAAAUGAUGAAUUGUCGAAAUCACAGCCUCCGGUUAAAGUAGCAUCAAAAUCAUAUUCAACAACUAAUAUACCAUUAUACCAAGAUCAACAUCCACCUUUAACCAAAACCAAAUCAAAUACAUCUAUUAUCAAUGUGUUUAAAAAGAAUAAAUCUACAGAUCAGCUCAAACCGAAGGAGAUAAACAAAAUUGAUUCAAAUCAAAAUUCAUCAAAGCCAUCUUCAUCGAUACCAAAUCUUGAGAGUAAACAAAAUGAACAAGCCUCAGUUGAACCAAGUAUACCUGAAACGGACUCGCCAAUAUUGUUGGAUGGUAGUGAUACAAGAGCCAAGCCUGGAUCAAUAAAUUUUAUACGAGAAAUAAGUGAUUCUAAUGUUGGAUUUAAAUUUAGAGAACCAAACAGCACAGAAUCGGGACUGGAAAAUUUCCAUGAUGCAGAAGAAAAUGAGGAAGAAGAAGAAGAUGACGAAGAAAAAGACGACGAUGACGAUGAUAAAUUAUCAUUUGUUGAACAUGAUUAUGAUUCAAAUAAUAUUUUGGAAAAUCCACCAACAAGAAAAAUAAACAAUCAAUUUGGUGAAGAAAUUUCAUUAAUGCCUCCAUUUUUAGAAAAUUCACAAUUUGGUUCACCUUUUAAAGUAAAUUAUCAAAGUUCACCAGAAAGAUCAUCAAGUCCAAGUCGGUUAACUCCAAUUAAAUUCCCAUCAUCUUCAUCACCAGUACCAAACAGAAAUCCAAAAGAUGAUAAAAGCCAACAACUACUUGGUGAAGCAUUGUUUCCAAGAUCACUUAAUGCUCAUGAAGUUGAAUCAAUUGUGUCUUUGGAAAGAUCAAGAUCAUUGAAAUCUAUCAAAUCAAAUAAAAGAAAUUCAUUUGUCAAUUAUAACGGUAGUGAUGAUAAUAUUGUACAUUAUAAUGGACCUGGUUUAUCACCAAAUACUAGUGGAAUUACAAGAUCAAACUCGAUAUUAAAAAAUUCAAAUAGCAAAAUGAGUAAUUUGAGUAAAGAAGUUGACCCAUCUAAUAUAUUACCUUCCCCAGAACAACCAAAUGAAUCAAUUGAUGCAAAUUUAAUGGAUUCAAUGGAAUUUAUGGAAUUUAGUGAUUUUAUUGAUGUUGAUAAUUUAAAUUUUAAUUAUUCUCCAAAUGGUAUACAAUCGGUUUCAGCAAGUCCAAAAGUUGAACCUUCAAGUAAUGAAAAAUUGAAUUUAGUAGUAAAUACUAAUAUUCAACAACAAUCAGAAGAGAAAGAAAUUAAUUCACCAUCACCACCAAAAAUUGUUGUUAACGUAUCACCUUCAUCAGAAUCACCGAACAAUAUUCAAUUAGAUACUAUAUCAAUUCCGAAUAGUUUGAAUAGUCAUAAUUCACCAGUUCCAAUUAUUAUAGAAUCCAGAACUCCUUCACCUUCACCUUUAUCAAUGGAAAGAGAAGAAUCACCAAAAACAAGUUUAGAAGUUGAUGAUGAUAAGAAAUUUGAUUUCAAUUCUGAGUUGGGUACUUUAAAACAAAAUGAAAAUAAAGUAGAGAAUAAAACCAAUGAUGAAGAUUUAAAAGCAUUGAAAAGUUCACCAAUAUUGGAAAGUGUGUAUAAGGUCAAUACGUUCAAUAAUACUGAAGAUGGUAAAUCAACUUUUAACAAUAGACCAAUUUCAAUGUCAUUUAAAGGAUUAAAUGCACCAUCUUUUUCCGGAAAAUUUACACAUCAUAAUAUGAGAAGUAGUGAUUCACAUCAAUCAUUCACUAUAUCAUUUAAUGAUUCCUCUUCAUCUGUUGGUGGUGGUUUUGGUACAACAGAAGAUGAAGACGAUGAAGAAGAAGAAGAAGAAGAAGAAGAAGAAGAAGAAGAAGAAGAAGAAGAGAAUCAAGAACCAAAAAAUGAAAACGAUGAUGAUGUUAUUUCAGACUACUAUGAUGAUGAAGAAGCAUUACUUAAUGAAUACGAAAAAGAAAAUUUAGUACCUAAUAUCAAAAAAUCACCACAACAAUUACAACAAAAAUGGACACCACCUCAAAAAUCAAUUUCAACAUUUGGUAAAGAAAAUAAUAAUUCUAAUAAUUUUGAUAAUUUUUCACCAAUUCAACCACCUCCUCCAUUUAAUACAAAAUUUAGUCAUAAUAAAAUUCCAUCAAUUUCUGAUCAAUCAUCAACGAAUUCAUCUCCGAGAUCAUUCACUUCAAUAUUAGGUAAAUGGAAAAAAGGAUAUUCUUAUACAACAAAUAAUAAUACAAUAAGACCACCUCCACCACCACCAUCAACAUCUUUAUCACCAUUAAAACAAUCAGGAGUUAGAUUUAGUUCAAGAAUCAUUUUAUAUGAUACUUAUAAUGGAGAUGAAUAUGAUAGACAUCCAGAUACUGCAACAUGUAAUCAAUUAACACCAUCAUUAGCUCAACAAAUUAAAGAAGAAAUGAAUAUGAUUAAAAGUGAAAUGGAGGUUCAUGUUGAAAGUAGAUGUUAUACUCAAUUUUUUUAA
Messenger RNA from Lodderomyces pseudojiufengensis, 3861 nucleotides. It is a transcript of the gene BNI4, whose product is annotated as Bni4p. Gene Ontology annotation, biological process: actin cytoskeleton organization. The record is from RefSeq and is a predicted model, not a curated record. The transcript has a single exon. Lineage: Eukaryota; Fungi; Ascomycota; Pichiomycetes; Serinales; Debaryomycetaceae. The coding region runs from base 1 to 3861 and encodes 1286 amino acids. Gene Ontology annotation, molecular function: actin binding.